CUUGUAUUAAUGCAUCAUUCUUUGUUGUUCCAAAUACAGAUUCUGGAAGAAAACAUGAAGUUAGAGUGCAAGUGCCAUGGGGUCUCGGGAUCCUGUACCACUAAAACAUGCUGGACAACUCUGCCUAAAUUCCGGGAGCUGGGCUACAUCCUUAAGGACAAAUACAAUGAAGCCGUUCAAGUUGAACCAGUGAGAGCAAGUCGUAACAAACGUCCAACCUUCCUCAAAAUAAAGAAGCCACUUUCCUAUCGCAAACCCAUGGAUACAGAUCUAGUGUACAUAGAAAAAUCUCCCAAUUAUUGUGAAGAAGACCCUGUCACUGGCAGCGUGGGAACACAGGGAAGGAUGUGCAACAAAACAGCCCAGCAGUCCAAUGGCUGCGAUCUAAUGUGCUGUGGUCGAGGUUACAAUACACACCAGUACUCCAGAGUGUGGCAAUGCAACUGCAAAUUUCAUUGGUGCUGCUAUGUUAAAUGCAACACAUGCAGUGAAAGAACAGAAGUAUAUACCUGUAAGUGAGUACAUGGCGGGACAGGCUGACAUGUCCCUGGCCAUGAAUACAUUUGCACAUGCACUCAACAUACCUACGCAAGACUGUAGGAAAGACCUGCUGUCCCAGAAGAAAUGCGAAUGAAU
Molecule: messenger RNA, 636 nt
Organism: Cariama cristata (Red-legged seriema)
Lineage: Eukaryota; Metazoa; Chordata; Aves; Cariamiformes; Cariamidae
Product: protein Wnt-7a
Exons: 1
Biological process (GO): cell fate commitment; canonical Wnt signaling pathway; multicellular organism development
Cellular component (GO): extracellular region
Molecular function (GO): frizzled binding; cytokine activity
Source: RefSeq, a predicted model, not a curated record